GCUCAGUCCGAUUUUGGGGGUCCCCCAGGUGUGUGUGCCCUCGGGAACUGCCUGUACGCCAUGGGGGGGUACGAUGGCACCCAGCAGCUGAGCAGCGCCGAGCGCUUCCAGCCCGACACCGACACCUGGAGCUUCGUGGCGCCCAUGGGGCACCGCAGGAGCGCCCUGGGGGCCACGGCCUUCCGGGGCAGGAUCUACGUGCUGGGGGGCUACGACGGCCACUCCUUCCUGGAGUCGGUGGAGUGCUACGACCCCGAGGCCGACGCGUGGACCGAGGUGACCCCGAUGCCCUCGGGGCGCAGCGGGCUGGGGGUGGCCGUCACCAUGGAGCCCUGCCACCCCGAGGAGACCCCCCCCGAGGAUGAGGAGACCCCCCCGGGCGGGUCCUGCUGACCCCGGCGCCGCCGGGGGGGCUCUGGGGGGGGGUGGGGAGCUCCGGGUGCAGCCCCGCACCCGAAAUUCCAGAAUCUUCCCAAAAAACCCCCCCCCCCCAGCCCAUCCCCCACCGGCGGCAGAUUGAGGGGUGCAAAGAGGGGGGGGCUAUACCGAUGAGACCCCCCCCCAAAAAAAAAAAAAAAAAAAAAAAAAGUCAGAGGACUUUUCCCUCCCAGGUUUUGUUGAUGGGCAGAUUAAGAAAUAAAGAGAUUUGUGAUUUAA
Molecule: messenger RNA, 657 nt
Organism: Pyrgilauda ruficollis (rufous-necked snowfinch)
Lineage: Eukaryota; Metazoa; Chordata; Aves; Passeriformes; Passeridae
Product: kelch-like ECH-associated protein 1B
Exons: 3
Coding region: 61-393 (110 amino acids)
Molecular function (GO): protein binding
Source: RefSeq, a predicted model, not a curated record